UGGAGAAUGACAAAAAAAAUGUGCCUCCCAGCCUCAACACUUUCACCUGGAGAUAAACAUCGUCACUUACGCUGAUCCCCCAGGGAGAAUGGGUGCAGGUGGAGCGGGGAGAGGAGGCGUGACGCGAUGAAAUGCGACGAUAGCCGCGAUAAAAAAUGACCCCGGGGACGAACAACAAAGGGGAACAACUUGAGUCUUCCCUGGGAUUUUAACGACGCCAGAUUUCCAGUUUGAGGACAUUGAUUGGCAGGGAUUAGACAGCUGAUAUUAAUUGGAGCUGGAGGCGGGAGGAGCUGGAGCUGCAGUUCACUUUCACACGGACACAAGAGAAGAAGCAGCAGCAGCAGAAGAAGACAAAGCUCUGGUGGGCAGAGAGGCAGCGGUGCAUGAGGGAACAUGGAGAGGUCAGAGCACCAUGUGAGAGGAACGUCCAGGAGGAAGAGGAGGAGGAGGAGUAAAGUCAAAGGUACAAGCACUCUGGAAGUGAAAGAGAAUCAUAAAAUCCAGGUGGACUGCGAUUUGCUACCAAAGCAUCACCCGGCGACUUUUUGCACAACCAGACACGGAUCGAGAGCUGUGAAGGCGAGGCAGCUGCUGGAGGACGGAAAAGAUCGGCUGCUCUACCAAAGUAAGACAGCAGUGUGGACGGUGACUCAGAAGAACCCUGUGGUGCAGCUGAAUGAGUUACGACCCGGGCUACGAUACGAGAUCACGACGAAGGCCGGUCCCCUGCACGCCCCAGUGUUUUCUGUCACUGUGGACGUCGAUGGUCUCCACUUCGAGGGUCGAGGCCCAACAAAGAAGUGGGCUAAGAUAAAGGCCGCAGAGUUGGCUCUACGUUCCUUCGUCCAGUUCCCAAACGCGUCACAGAUUCACGCUGUCAUGGGGAACUUUACCAGCACAUCGAUGGACUUUACGGCAGAUAAACUAGACGUCUCUGAUGUGUUCCUCAAAGACUCGGAGCCUGAAAUCUGUCAUCUUGUUCACUGCAACACUUCUUUCUCCAGCCUUUACAACCACAAACGACUUGUUCACCUCGCACUGGACUUGGUCACCUCAGCAAAUCCAAAAUGUCAAGCCCUCGGCACGUCGUUUCUAGAGCACCGGAGUUCAGUGGUGCUGCUCAACCAGCUUCGACCAGGACUCCGGUACACGUGCCUGGCAGAGAGAGUCCGCGGUAGGUUGAAGAGGAGUUUCGUGAUGGUGGUCGUGGUGGAGGGCAGGGUGUUUGAGGGGUGUGGUCGUAGUAAAAAGCUGGCGAAGGCUCGGGCGGCUGGAGCGGCUCUACAGUCCCUGUGCAACAUUAGUCUGGGACCAGAGAGGAAGGUCAUGAGGCUCCAGGGCAGCAGAGACAAAAAUCAACUACCUCAGUUUUUCGCAGAGUCCAUUUUCCACCUGGUGAGAGAGAAAUACGCAGAGUUGACGGCCGCUACCUCGCACGCCCACCGUCACAAGGUCCUGGCAGGGAUCGUAAUGACCAGAGGGUUUGACCUCAGAUCAGCUCAGGUCGUGUCACUGGCCACGGGGACAAAGUGUCGGGACUUGGACGUCACGAGCGACUGCAACUGGACGCUCAACGACUGCCACGCAGAAGUCCUCAGCCGGAGGGCGCUGCUUCGCUUCCUGUACGCUCAGCUGGAGCUGCUGCUCUGUGAAUCGGCCGACCAUGAGGAACGAUCCGUCUUUGUACGAGGUGGUGGCGGCGGCGGCCUGCGGCUGCGGGACAGCGUCCUCUUCCACAUGUACGUGGGCUCAUCCCCGUGCGGAGACGCUCGACUCAACUGUCCCUAUGAGAGCACGGCGGCAUAUUCCAGCAGGAGGUUUCAAUGUCACCUCAGAGUGAAAGUGAACAGCGGCGAGGGAACACUGCCCAUCACGCCGCGCAGAGCGGCCAAUCAGCCACAGGACAGUGCGUCGGCGGGGAAACCACCAGUCACAAUGUCGUGCACCGACAAAAUGGCAAAGUGGAGCGUUGUCGGACUGCAGGGGGCGCUCCUGUCCCACCUGGUGGAGCCGGUUUACCUGCACAGCCUGACGGUGGGGACACUGAGUCACACGGGUCACCUGAGCAGAGCUUUGACUCGCCGCCUUGCCGGCGUCAAACGCCUACCCUUCCCAUACCGAAGGCAGCGGCUGCUGCUCAGCGGUCUAAGCAGCAGCGACGUUCGUCCAGCAGGGAAACCUCCAAACAUCAGCGUGAACUGGAGCUGUGGUGACGAAGUCCUGGAGGAGAUCAGCACCUCCACAGGCAGGAGAAGGAACUGCGGGACGGCGUCGCAGCUCUGCAAAAACUCACUGUUCACACACUGGCAGCGGCUGCAGCGGCUGCAGCAGCAGCAGCAGAUAUCGGGAGCAGACGUUACUACGGAGACGUACUGUGGCUCCAAAUUGACCGCUGGACCCUACCAGAGGGCGCUGCAGCUCUUCACUGCCGCCCUGCAGGCCGGAGGUCUGGGGGCGUGGCUCAGGAAAUCUCCAUAGCAGGAUCACGUCAAUGAAAAACUGUGUUUCCAGUGAUGGAUGAGGUUUUUAUAUAAAGUGUGUGUUUGUACGAGACACUGACAGUGUGUGGUUGUGAGCUGUGUCUGCGCCCCCUGCUGGAUUCUUGUGUCUAGAACUAGUCUGAGAGAUCAUAGACAUCUUAACGGUUCAGCUUUACUACACGAGAAACUGUGUCCCUUGGUAAACUUUUCUGUGUGUGUAUGUGUGUGUGCACCACACCUCAAAAAAUCAGUGAUUUUAACAUCACAGCACAGGAGUUGUGAUCCACUGCUGCCUUUAUUACUAAGUUGUUAUUGGUUUGUAUCGCUAAAAACUGCGAACAAAGGCUCGCCUGAGAUAGGUUUGUAUCUUUUUCCAACUUUCGGAAGUGGUGGGAAUUUCAUAGCGACCUCACCAUCUGACACAGGAUGAUUCCUGCGACGUCACUAAAGUGUUCGUGUGAGAAAAAACAUUGUCGUUAUCGCAUUAGUAUUACAACAGCUCACGGUGAGUACAAAGUGACCACAUGAGGCAGCAGAGGACCAGCAGCUCCUGUUUAACUUCACCACAAACAAUCUGAGUGUGAAUUCACUUUUAUUUCCCCAUAUUUAAAUUAAUUCUGUAUUUUAUUCUAAAUGAUAUUUUCUUUUCUUCUGUGAAAAUGUAAUUUUUUUAUUGUUUCUCUGAUCUUCAGUUCAGUUUCUCAUGUUCUUUGAACUGUAUUUUAAAAAAAGAAUUGGUGUAACUGCGAAUGCUCAACAGGCUGAAGACACGCCGCCACCUAGAGGACGAUCACAUGUAUUACAAGAUGUGGAGUCAUUAGUUAUUACUGUUGUUUUUUGUCUUCGUCAUUUUUACAAUCCUCCCUUUUAUCACUUUAGAUCAUCAGUGUAAUCUCAAAUAUUCUGAGAGGCUUUUACUUUGAAAGAGUCAUGUCCUCUCUCCAUCUCCUGUAUUUAUUUUUGUAAAAGUUUUCUGAAACUCAGACACUUUUUAUUAUUAUGAUGAUAUAAGCAGAGUGUGUGUGUGUGUAGUUUAUAUCGGUCGUGAAUAUUUUUACCACAACAAAUAAAAUCCACUUGUUUGUGUUAA
Messenger RNA from Solea solea (common sole), 3573 nucleotides. Its product is annotated as double-stranded RNA-specific editase B2-like. NCBI's taxonomy places the organism in Eukaryota, Metazoa, Chordata, Actinopteri, Pleuronectiformes, Soleidae. The coding region runs from base 397 to 2481 and encodes 694 amino acids. The record is from RefSeq and is a predicted model, not a curated record. Gene Ontology annotation, molecular function: double-stranded RNA binding; double-stranded RNA adenosine deaminase activity; tRNA-specific adenosine deaminase activity. Gene Ontology annotation, cellular component: nucleolus; cytoplasm. The transcript has 10 exons. Gene Ontology annotation, biological process: RNA processing; adenosine to inosine editing.